Molecule: messenger RNA, 457 nt
Organism: Rotaria sp. Silwood1
Lineage: Eukaryota; Metazoa; Rotifera; Eurotatoria; Philodinida; Philodinidae
Source: the annotation of a GenBank genome assembly
CCACACCCACACCCUUCAAAAUUUCUUAACUUCGACAUUAACAUAUGAACAUUUGACUUUUUAUACGUCAAAUUCAACAGAUUUUUAUAAUCUUUCAUCAUUUAUUGUCUCAAUAAAUACAUCUAAUGUAUAUCAAUUAACAGAAAAAUUUAAUUGGAAAAAUAUUUUGUUCGUUAUUAUACUAAUUCUAACUGGUAUCAUAUUAUGUAUUAUAUUAUCUAUAUGUGCUUUAAUAAAAUAUCGUCGAAAAAAUGUAGGUGUUUAUGAACUUGAAGUGACACAACGUUUUCGACCGUUAACUGUUGAAUUAUCUCAAUCACCUGGUGAAAAUAAUCAAGAAAUAUUAAAUUCAACAACAAAUAUUUUAAAGAAAUCUAAUAUCAAAUCACAUAAAAGACGAAAAUGUAAAGACUCAUUAUUAUUAAGAUUUGACGAACAACGGGAAUUUUAUAUAUAA